GCGACGGUGACGGCGGUAGUUCCAUCCGGUGCACGGACGGUUCGGUUCAGUUGGUUAUUUCACUCACGACCCGCAACAUCGCAGCACGGCCGCGAGGUUCCGCGCGCGCAUAUUGUAGGUACACACACACGUCGUCCUAUUGUAUGUUUUCCAAACGGCUCGCGGUAUAUAAUUUUCCGAAACGCGGUAUUAUUAUCAAUUAACAUCGAUCGCAUCGCGUGUCUUAUAAGUGGUCGGCAGAAUAAUAUUUGGAUAAGUGCGACGGUUUAGAUCCCCGUAUACUAUUCGGUUAUCGUCAUGGACGAGGCUCAAACGGUUGUUCCGUAGGUAACCGCUAACACGGACUUUGAUGUUCCACCAACACUACCACAACGGCAAGGGGUAAGUUAUUACGUCAAAUAAUAAUUAUCACUGUUAAUGUACGAUCGUCGCGAAAAUGUUCCGCCGAACGGUUUUCGGAGUUUAAUUAGCGAACAACAAACGUCCGUGGGUAAUAAUAAUUACGAUUUAAAGUCGACGACUCCUCGUGUCGCACCUACAAUAUGUAUUGAUAUUAUCAUAAAUUAUGUAUUAUUUACGCGGCACACGGUCGUGCAUAUUAUACGCACGUUGCCUACCACCUACUAAAAUACGAUAAUGCCUGCUGUUGUUUCACGCGCAUGUUUACGCAUUUAAUGUGUCGUACGUUAUUUUGAUGGUCUGAACGUGCGGCAGGAACAGGCCGCCGCAUGCUGCGGCCUGUUUGGGUUUGGAAAAUAUAUUUUGUGCUCGGAACACAUUUUCAAACGCAGGUUUCGACGUGUUUAUUGCGCGACACGGCGAUGGUAUGUCGUCUGUCUGAUUCGUUUUUUUUUUUUCUGUUUGUCAACGCGUUCGUUUUUUAAACAAUAUAGGUAGAGGUAGGACGUUUUUCGCGUCGCGUAUGUUUGCAAUUCGCUUAUAUCAGCUAUAUAUUGUAAUAUUACCGUAUAGCUUACCCAAUAUUUGGUUAACGUACGUUAUUAUAAUAAUAACAAUACUAUAUAGUGUCGUUUUUUUUUUUUUUUUGCAUCGAUUAAAUGUUGUAUUUAUUUUGGCGCCUUGAUAUCGUUAUUUAUAUAGGUACGCAAUGUGCACGUACAGUGGCGGUCGAAUGGUUUUUUUCACGGUGAUUGGGGAGGGGAUGACAAAUAGGAGCAACUAGGGGGGUGUCAGAGGGUCUUUAGCACCCCCGAAACUACCCGAUAAGUCGUUUUAUAGUAUAGACUAAAUAUGUUAUCCGUGCAAUUUAUAAUUAAUAAUAAGCAGACCAAAAUACGCGUGUGAAAAAUAAAGUCAGAAAAGUUUUGUUAUGUUUUUACCUAAAAAAAUUGCAAGUAAAAUAUGUUGUCACUAAUUGUAAGUGUCGUGUAAAGUGAACUGUGGGGGUAUUGUCUCUAUAUAUGAUGGGUCUGUGGUGUGUCUAUAAUUUUAGCACCCUCAAUAUCUAGUUGCGUCCAUAGGAAUAAGACCAAUUGUUUAACGUUUUUCGAUAAAUUUAUAUAGAUAACAUAUUAUAAAAUAUUAAAAGGAAAAAAAUAUCACGGAGAGAAGGUAUCCUUACCCCUCGUUUGAUCGCCCCUCCCUUGUACGUAUCAUCCGCAAUCAGUGCUGGUUAAAUUCGGCAAAUUCGUGAAGUUCAUAAUAAUCAUCGAUGCCGCUAUAGUAUUUAGUAUUUACAGACAUUUGGAGAAAAAAAACGCGUUUUCCCAAGAUUUUGACGUAAUGAAAGUAUCUAUAUUAUACGGGAAAGUAAAAAAUAUAAUAUAAACGUAUUGUCAUAAAAAAAUUAUUAAUAGGUUGAUUACUUGAAAAACGUACGGUGUUUUAAAUUAAUUAAUUUACAUUCACUAUAGAUAUACUUACCUAAUUGUCUAUAUACGGAGCUAAUGAAGCUAAUAAGCGUUAAUGAAAUCGUUAUUUUUUUUCGUUUAUAAUAUUAAGUACAUCAGUAUAUAAUAAUAUAACGGGUACAUCGCAAUCGCGUAAUAUUUUUAAAUUAAUAUGCAUUAAAUAAUAAUUAGUCGUUAUCAUCGUUAAAGGAUAGAAACCAUUCGUUUUUCUCUAGAUAAUAAUAUUAAUAAUGUGAUUUGUGUUUUUUUUUUUUCUGUAAAGAUUUAACCGCUUGUACACUCGCCAUUCGUAAUAUGUUAACGUAGUCUAAAUGUUGAUACCGAUUUCACGGAAUGAAAAAAAAAUUUUAAUGGUCUGUAUGUUUCAAUUGGUUUGAACUAGUUUAUUGCGUAAUUUUACAUCGGAAUAAUAUAAUAUUAUAAUGCAAUUUUCUGAUUUUUCGCAGUUUCCGUUGAAUUUAUCUUAUUAUAAAUAUUAUAAUUAGGUAAUAGGUAAUGUUAUUAUUUGCGCUGGUCCAAUUCGCAAGGCUAGUGGGACCCAAGUUUAUCAGUUUUUUUUAGAAAUUUUAAUAUUAUUGGUAUCUGUGUAUAAUUAUUCGUUAACCGUUUUAAUAAUAUCAAAUAUAAUAAUAUAUAAUAUAUUGACUUCCCAUAUUAAGUGUAAUAUUUAAUGCACUAAUGCAAUUAUAAAACUACGUCUUAUUAGUUCAAAAUUGAAUCCAUGAAUAAAUUACAUACCUAAUGGUUUUACGGUAAAUAGUAUGAUAUUAUGUUGCAGAUAUUAUAUUACAUUGUGUAUAAUAUGAUCGACUACAUUGUACAAUAAUUAGGUACCUAUACGGCUAUACCGUUUUCAUUUUUUCCGGUGAACGUAUGCAAACAAUUUUGAUUUAUUCGUAGGUAAUACUCUUUUUUAAUAUAUAAUUUUAAUACAAUAUGUAUCUAUACCUUUUAGGGCAUUUUUUAAUGUUUCCCGUGUCCAAAUGGACACAUAGUAAAGAAUAAGAGUUUGCUUAUUGUAUAUGUCCACUAGAAAAUAAAUGGUAAAUGGAUUGAAUGUAAAUGGAUUGCAUACUUUGUAACGAUAUAAAAUAUUUUAUGUUUGAUAUGUUGAAAAUAUUUUCACUGAUGAGGGGAGGGGUAACUGGGGAAACUCCAUAAGUUAAGAGAAAGGUCUGCUCGUGAAGUUUAUUUUAGGAAGGAUAGUGAAUACGCAGUGGGCAUUUAUUAAAAAAAUACCCUGAUACCACUUUCCAGCCGCCACCGAUUAUAUAUAAUAAAUUAUACAAAUGUUUAAUACAAAAAUGGAAACGAGAAAAAAAUGUUAAAAUAUGCGCAAAUAGGAACGCACUAUUAACAUAUUAAUAUAUUAUAGGCGAUAAUGUUUAUACAAUUUUAGUUUUAUUUUUCGUUGGCAUAGGUCAUAGUAAUAAAAUCAUAUAAUCAAUAGAUCUGUAAAUUUUUAAAUAUAUUAAGUGUUAGAAUAUAAAUUACCUUCUUACCUUAUUGUUCAAGAAAUGUAAUUAAUUCCUACGUAACGGUAACGUCUAGUGUUAAUUUGUUUUUUUUAAGUACCUACCUGGGUAUAUAGCAGUAAUAUAACUAAUAUUAUAAUAUCAGAAAAAAUAAAAAAUAAAUUAAGCUAGUUUGUGUUAUCAUUUUCCGUUGCUAAUGGUUACCAUAUUAUAGUCGAGUUGUGCUUUUAAUGACGUCAUAUUAUCCAAGUACGAGGUUAGGAAGGUAGAAAAUUUGUGAACAGCAUUUAAUAUUGAUUUAGUUUUCAUAUAUAACUCCAAUGGUGGAUUAAGUAAUUUGCCGUCUACAACACCCCCUUGUCUGCUUGUAGGUAAACUAUAUAUAAUCGGAUAAUCAGAAUCGUUUUUAAAACGUAUUUCAUUAAAAUUUCCCAAUUUUAUAUUAUGAAAAUGUUGUCGUUUUGACUAGAUUGGCAUUUUUUUUAUUAUUUACAUUUGAGUUUUAUUCAGUGCAUUGACAUUUUUUAAUAUUACUAUCGUUAUAUAGGUACAAUAAAUCUCCACGAAUGGUUCAGGUAUACGUAGGUAGGUACUUUUUUUUUUGUGAAUGUAUUGCGGUGCUACGAGGAGGUGCUUCGCCCUUGCAAGCAGUCCUUCCCUUCGUAUCCGCAUCGCAUCGUUUAUUAAGAAAAAAAACAAUUUUUUAAAAUUGGUUUAUAACAGAUGAAGGGCUCUGUCCCUCUUUGUUUCGGCUUCGGCGCACAUUAUACUUAACGCCCAAUGUUUUGUCUUUCGCGUAGGUAGUUACUAUAUUUUUACAUAAAAUAAUAUCAAAAAAAUAUAUUUUCAACACGACCAUAGUUUUUAAAAUAUUAAGUUAAGCAAAAAAAUAACCCACAUGUGCAAAGUUUUCAAUAAUAUUAUAAUAAUAGUUGUAAAUGCCUGCGCAUAUUGCAGUAUACGGUACAUUUAAUUUUUAGUAUAGGUAUUUUAAUUAGAUAUAACCGAUAUAAAAACAUCGCCUACUUUAUGACAUGUAUUAUUUUGUUUUACAAAUUGUUCAUACUUUUGAAAAAUAUUAAUUUAUUCAUAAUGCGAGAUAAUACAGAAGUCAAAACUAUUUUCUCACUGCUCUAUUGUUUGGUAGAUGAUACCUAAUAAUACGAAGUUGAUAAUUACCGUAUUUUUUUUUUUACUUUUUAUUGUCUUAUUAAAAAAAGUAAUAAUGUCGCCUAACUGUAAUAAUUGACUAACCCUAAUUGUAUGUAGCUGCGGCCUACCUACCUAUUUAGUUAUCGAUUAUCGUAUGUAAAACUAAUCACAAAGCAAUUGCAUGUAAGUAUACUCGUUCUUACUACCUAUACAUAUAAUGCGCGUAGACCUGUGGCGUGCCCAGGAAUUUAAAUUAGAGGGGAUAUAGUAAAUAAUAAUCAUGAUUCAUGAAUAAAUCGUAGAUUUUUAUAUUGUGUGAUACCUAACCCGAUAAUGAGGAUUUAAAAGGCGGAUCCAAAAAAGCCAAUUUUUAUUCAAUAAAUUAAACUAUUCAUUUCGGUUAACUUGGCCGAAAUAUUUAUAUUUUCGGGAUAAGAGGAGGGAUAGGGAGUGAAGGGAUAGUAUAAGACCAUUUUUCUCCACGUUGUGUAUAUAGUCCAUGAAUAUUUUUUGUUUUUAUCAUAUUUAAUAAUCAAAAACAUUGGUGUAAAAGCUAGAAAACUUAAUUUAGUUAAAACACAUAAAACAAAUCGCGAUUUAAUAGAGAAAAAAAACAUUAUUCUGACCUAACCGUUAAUAUUAUUUCCGUUUCAAUUAGCUCCCAAACACAGAUGUACCUAUUAAGUCGGCUCUCUGUAAGAUUAUUUAUUGGCUAUUGAAUUCAAGGUAGUUACUCAACCAAAGGACUUUUAAAUUAAAUCUUGCUUUUGUUACAAACAAAAUUGUCAUUUAUUUUGAAAAGUUAAAAAUAAUAAACAAUUCGUUUGAAAAAAAAAAAAAAAUUGAAUGCGGGGUUGGAUUUAACUACCGUCACCCUUCGAUAUAGUAUCGAAUAAAUUGGCAUUUAUUUUGUAAGUAGGUACCUACCAACAUUAGUUACCGAAAAUCCAGGUUUAAACAUUGUUCGAAACGAUUGGAAUGUCUGAGAAAAAAAUUGUACAAAUAAUAAUUACAUAGUUGGUCGGUAGGUAGGUAUAGUGCAUUUGGUAUGAAAUGAUUUCUACAAUAUUCUGUGCAUGCGGUGCCGAACGUAUACUUACAGAAGACAUUACGGACAAAAUGGGAAGUAAACCGUUAUUAUAUUAUUGUCAGUCUCUAACGAUUCAUGACUUAUGAUCCCAUAGGUUUACCGUGUGAAAUCUAAAGAACAAUGAUAAUGUGUAUAUUAUAGGAUCUUGACCUACCUGGAAGUUACAAAGACCACCUUCGCUACCUACAUUAUUUUUUUGCAUCGAAAUAGUUUGUAAAGAAAAUAAACAGAGCAAAAAACCAUAUGUAACCUUAUGUUACCUUAAAAAAAAAAAAAAAAUGAAAAUACAAUUCCAUAAUAAUGAUGAAAUAUUUUUAUUUUUUUUUGUAGCGAUGCAACUAUUAUACAACAUUGUAUUAGUAUAAGAUAUAAUGAUAAUAUAAUAUAUAUUUUUUAGCUACCCGCAGUGUAUAAAAUAUAUUUUAGAAAAUCUGUAUUAAAGGUAUCAAACAAGAAUUCAAAACGAUUUUUUUGAAAAAUUAUAUUAUGUUAUAGAUUCUAUCACGUGUUAAAUAUAAAUGUCUCGAGAGUGACACGUUAUUUUAUAUAGGUAUUCGCCUAUUUAGAACAUUUAACUGCUUAUUUUUUUAUUAGAUAAUAAGUAUUUUAAUUAAUACAACUUAAUUAUUCAAUUGAUUCUUUAGUUUUUAAUUCGUUAAAAUUUAAAAUAAAAAAAAAAUAAUAAGAUUACUCCGAGACAUUCAAAAUAUAAUAGAACACCUACGUGUAAUAUUGACUCUAUUGUCUAAAAAAAAAAAAUAUUAUUUUUUAUGUAUUUUUAUCAAUAAUGGUCGUUGUCUAUUACGCAACAUGAGUAAUACAAUUUUAUCGCACUUAAUCGCUGAUUUAUAUGAAAUUAUUACAUUUGCACAUUUUCUUUAAAGUCAUGUAAGAAGGACAAUUGGAACACUGAUAUUUAUAUGUACUUCUGGAUAUUUUUUUAAGAUUUUCGUUAACAAUCUUUACGGAUUAUACUAACAAGAAGUAAUUUACAUAUUUUAUCGUUAUUUCAUUUUUUGCAUUUAUAAUAUGUGUACACGUGCUUUUUUGGAUUAUAUAAUCAUAAUUGAAUAUUAAUAAAUACACACCAUACAUUUUAUUGGAUAUUUCAAUGGAAAUUAUGCGUUACUACCACGAACAAAAUUGUCUCAACACCUUAACAAGAAAUUGUUUAGUGAUUAUUCACUAUAUUCCAACUCCUCCCCUUAAACAAGUUUCACAAGAAGAUAUAUCAAACCUUCCCUUAACUUCUGGACUAUUCCACACUACUACUCUCGGUAAUGGGCCACCAAUGAGAGUAUUUCCCAUGUAUAAUAUAAAAUGCUGUCACUAAAUUUACUAAUCCAAUCAUUUAUCAUUUAUUUUCUAAUGGAUACACAGUAAGAAAAAUCUUACUAUACAUAUACUGGGUGUCCAAUGGUAAUUCAUCCGUAUAUUAUGUACAUUUGAACACGGAAAAUCUCCCUAAAAAUUAUCCUGUCUGGAGCGUCAAUGAUCCAGCAAAAUUGCAGGCGAUAUUUCUUAAAAAAUAAUAAAUUACCAUUUAAUAAUAAUAAAGCAUAUUAUUCAUCGUACGAUACACAAUAUUUGUAAUUUUUUAUUUUACUGCAUAGUUUUAUUAUUUUUACUGUAUAUUUUAAUAAUUAUUAGUGCAUAGGUAUAAUACAAAUCCGUGUUCUAGUCAUGGCAUUAUAAAUUAUGUGGUCGCAUUUGUUGUCGGUCGGUCUUAAAGUCCUAAUAAAUUCGUUGCAUCUGCAGCAGAUGUUAUAUAUUUUUCUAAUAAAUAAUAAUUUAUUCAAUCUUGUUAUUUACCAAACCCAAAAAUACUUCGCUUUUAGGAUAAUAAAUAUUAACUAGGUUGCAACAAUAUAAUAUAUAGGUCUCAGACCUAAAUGUCCGUAUUUGUAUUUUUUUUUUUAAAUAUUAUUGGUUAUAUUCGUAUAAUUAUUUAUUCCCGUAUAGUUUUCAUUUACAAUAUAUGCGAUUUUUAUUAUUAUUAUUUUUUUUAAACCGUAAUAAUUUAUUGUAAAAAAAAAAACAAUAAUAAUACAAUUUUACUGUUGUUUUAACGUGCCUGUCAUUUUCAAUUCUCACGUUCGGCACCGUAAAUCGUCGUUUUUUCUCUUUUAUAAAAUGUUUUUUUUUUUUUUGGGGGGCUUGCAUUUGUAUAGGUAGGUAUAUAUUAUUAUAUUUUCUCCGAGAUAUUUAUUUAUUCCCAACCUUCCGGCAGUGUAUAUAUAUAUAUAUAUAUAUAUAUAUAUAUAUAUCUAUAUAUAUGUAUACAUAAUAUAUGUCGUUAAAUAUUUACAAGCACCGGGCGAUCGUAUUCGGAUGUUCGACGUUAAAAUAUAACUGUCCGAUAAAAAAAAAUAUUCGAACGGCACUUAAUAAAAAAACACGUCUCGGGGGUUUUAUUUGUAUUUUAUUUAUCUUUUCGUUUAUUUAAUUUGCGCGGCGGACACACGGUUAAAAGUCAAAACGUGUUCGGCGCUUAAUGAAUAUCUCCUAAACAACAAUUUAAAUAUAUAUAAAAAAAAAAAAAAACAACAGCUAUCCACCGUAUGGUAUAAACCAUAUAGUCGUAUCUGGUAGGUAUAUAUUAUUAUACAUAUAUAUAUAUAUAAAUACAUACGUACACACGUGUGUGUGUGUGUGUAUGUAUUGGCUCGUAAAUGUAUUAUUUAUGCAAAUCUCGACGUCUUCUGGACAUUGCCCGUGAACACGGCACAAGACCGCGGCAUUAUAUUUUAUUACGGCGCGCGUACAGAAUACGAUCGUGGGCAUAAUAUUAUUAUAAUAUACCGUAUAAAUAUAUAUAUACACGUACCUGAGUAAGUAUAAUACCCAAGUAUACUACGGAUAUGUAUAUAUUAUAAUAUUGUAGUGAUGUUUUCGUUCGGACGACGAUCACACGCCCACGUGAAAAAUUCCAUAUUUACUCGCGGUCAUUAUUCCGGUCGACACAUGUUUUAUGACUAUAUAUAUAUGUGUGUGUGUGUGUGUGCGUGUGUGUAUAUAUAUAGGUUUAGGCCGGAGGUAUAUAUAAGUACGCGCGCGUGUAUUUGCUUUAUUGUAAUAUUAUUAUUACGAUGCUGGCCGGCAACGGAUUUAACGACCCAUUGAAAAAUUGAGAAAAAAAAAUAAUAAUAAUAAUCAUAAACCCGACAAUAGGUGUUUUUUUUUUUUUUUUUUUCCCUAUGACGUUUCAUUCAUGUCGAUCACGACGCGUGGAUGCGAUGUGAUGGCCACGCGCGCCGGUCAUCAAAACGAAAAUUUCCAGCGGCCGCGGCGCCGCCGUGUUACCGUUUUAAUAGACGAUAAGUAGUUUUCGUUUUUUCGCGUUCACGCCGUUUUUUUUUUUUCUGUUUCUAUCCUCGGGCCGGCGAAUUAUCAGAAGAUUUCGAACUGAUUCGAUUUCGUUCGUUCUAUUGUAGAUUAUUUCAGUGGCGAAGGCAGAAAUUUUUUUUUUUUUUUGGGGGGGGAUGAAGGGUGUUUUUAUUUCACGUACAUAUUCAAUUGUGCAACUUUAUUUUAUGAAUACGGCGUGUAGCACGCGUAACACAAUAUACUUAACAGUUAUCUAUGCGUAACACAUCUUAUAGAAAUCUGAUGCGUAAUUGCGUGUUGUAAAAAUUAUAAUUAUUGGCAUAGAUAUGGCCAAUGGGAGGGGGGGUAUUUGAACACCUAAACACCCGCCUCUGUUCGCUACGUCACUAGAUUAUAUUAGAACAUAUUUUAACAGCCGGUCCGUUUAAUGUUUCCGUCGUUUAUGUACAAUUUUUUUCCCCGUCAAAAAGUUUAAAUAAUUAGAUAAAAACAUAAUGUUAUAUUAUCCGUAUUGUGUACGAUUUCGUACUAGGUAUAUUAUUAUAAUUUCACGGGGGGGGGGGACAACCGAAAUCAAAUUUACUCGUAGAGAUUACAUCGCUUAUUACGAUUCACGCGAUCAAAUAUAAUCACCCUGUAUAUUUGUAUGCCUACCGAAAAUCUUGAGAGUCGCUGAACCCGCGCGACAAAUCUAUGCGUCACAUAAUAAUAUUAUUGUACACAAUGCAUGUGAACGUCGUAAACGUCACGUCCGAUUAUUAUUAUCAUAUAGGUAUACAGCAUAUCUAUGUGUAUCUAGUAUAGUAUAGUAGCUAUUAUAUAGUUAUAAGAUGCAAUUAAUUACACGCUAUAUUUCGUACGCGUUUAGUUAUUAUUAUUAUAUAUUUUUCAAGAGAAUAAAAUCGCGUACAGAGUGUUUCUGACACGAACGGGGAAACCGUAGUCGUUCAGCAAAAUAAUAAGUAUACUGUAAAGGGAUGGCAACUUUAUUUUUAUAUGAGCUUCGAUGUAUCGGCGUGUCUCUUUCAAACUGUCGGUAUGUUGAGAAUAUCGAAAGUUUAAAUAAAAAUCGAUGUCAAAAACGUCGAUGUAUUUGGGAGAAUAUCGAUUAUUUGAAAUAUAUAGAGGAAAUAAUUACCCUUUGCCACGGGUACAUUAAACAGACAUUCAAUGCCCAUUAUCCAACACUCAAACUCUAAAUAUAAUAUAUAUAGACCAUCCGGCCUCCAACCUCCAGGAAUAAUAAUUUGUCCAAUUGUGUAUUAUGUAAGAUUACGUGGAACAUCGAAGAUAAGCAAAUAUCGAAAUUAAAAUAUCGGUAAAGCUUUAACAUCACUGCAAAAUAUCGAAACUAAAUCAUUGAUUAUUUUGGCUUCGAACAUCGGUGUUUCAAAAGUAAUGAUGUUUUAUUGUCAUCCCUAAUUGUAGGAAGUGUUUUAAUGCCUUUUUUUUUUUUUCAAUUUUUUCCAUCUCAAAAACCAGCGUUUCGUCGAUUAGUUUUUAAGAAAUUGUUUCGAUUGCAAAAAAAAAUAAAAAAUUCACAUUAUAUUUCUUACGAAAUUUUGCUGCAAAACUUUGUUUUUGAAUUUUUUUUAACAUUCGGAUCGUCCGAAUAAAAAAACAAAUCGGCGUUCUUUAUAUAAUGUAGAUUUGUAUUGGGACUGCACAAAAAAAAAAAUGCCUAUUAAACCUAUUUAUUGUCAUUAACCGUAAUCGAUAAAUUAACACGGUGUUUACAUUGUAUAAAAUAAACAAAACCAGAUAAAUAAUAUUUAAAAAAUCAAUUUUAUUUCCCAAAAACUCGUUUCAUAUACAACCGAAAACGCGGCAAUUAAAUAUGGAAACGACGUCGCGGUAUAAAUUGUUUCGUAUAGAAGAACUGCAGAAAUAUCAUUAGAAUAUUUAAUUCGUACGUUUAAGUGAAAUGAUUUUGGAAAUUAAUAGAAAAAAAAAAAAAUCCUAUACAAAUAUAAAAAAAACUUCAUUCGACUAUCCCACGUGAUGAGUAAGCGUUUAUUACACACUCGUAAUAUAGACUCCUAAUUUAUUACAAUAUCACCCUGUAUAUUAUGACGGGUCUGUUUGAGUGCUCAGGUCGUAUUUUUUUUUUUUUAUUAUUAUUUACUCAGGACCGUGUUUAUUUAUUUUUCAGGUGAGAGAUCGUGUGUAUAUACGAAAUCCGUCGUAAAGCGACACUGCCAGCGACUGCGUCGUUAUAUUAUUACGACAAUAAUAAUACUGUAGCGUGCGACUCGCACUGUAAUACACCGUAAUACAUAAUUAUAAUAAUGGAAAAUCCGGCUUACAACCCGGAGGAGGGCCAGCGGAUGGCCAACGAGUGUUUGGCCGCAAGGUUAUUGUCCGGGAAAGACAACACGGGCGGCGGAGGCGGCGGCGUCGGUGGUGGCGGCGGCGGUACCGGUAUCGGCGGUACCGCGGUGUCCACGAUCUACGACCCACGCGCCUAUGGCACCACUACCACCACGGCAGCGUCGACGCCCACGCCGGCUACAUUCCAACCGACCCGGCCGCAACCCGGCAAGAGGUGUACCUGCUGGCAGCCGCCCUCGGACAUACCGCAUUUGCAUAAGUGCAAUUCGCCGCCCAGGACCAUGUGCCACACCAACAUGUUCGUACUGUACACGUUCCUGUUCUUCACGGCGCUCAUUUGCCUGACCACCAGCGUACUGCUUUACAUCAUCCGGAUACAAGGUGAGCACACACACACACACACACACACACACAAUAUUUUUAUACACGCGGUACAUACACGUGCAGCACAUCUCGAGCGUUUAUACAGGGGGGCACGUGUGCGAGGGCGCGCUAUUUAUAAGCAUAAUAAAUUUCCCGGAGAAACAUUAUAUAAUAUUAUACGAUGAUAGUCGUAUCACGGUGAUGUUAUAUACGUCGUGUGGCAAUCGUUUAGUUUUCAAAAGGAACGUUUGGUUUUUUUCUCUCCUCGCUUCGCCGAAUUUUCGGUCCGAGGAAAAAACGUAAGUAUUUUAACCAGCUGGUCGGGAUUUCUUUUCGAAGAACACCGCGGAGCUGCACGUGUACGCGUCACAAACGGCGGGGGCGUAGGAGAGUGUUCUCGCCCGGUGAUGGUCACUUCCCGCGCCCACCCGUGCGACGCCCUUAUGAUAUGAUAGUAACAAUUUAAUACACGCGUUUGUUUAUAAUACCGGCGCAGUGUACGCGUAUCCGUCGUCGUAUUACAAUAUAAUGUGCUAUGUAUUAAUAAUAAUAUUGUGCAUCGUUGGAACACGUGAAUGCGCAAUGUGCGCAGUGUAUUAUAAUAACAAUAAUAAUAAUAAUAAUUCGAUUUGGACACAACAAUAGUGAAUAGAAGGUAAUAGAACGCACGCAUAACGCACCACGCACUUCGUAUAAUAGACGUGCCCGCCUUAUAUUAUUAUUAUUGUAUACCUGCGCAGAUCGAUCAGAUUAGACAUGAUAGGCACUCGUCGAGAUCGAACGCGAUACCGAAUAAUAUUGAUAGAUUAUCGUAAAAUACAUUUCGUGCGUAGGACGCGCUCGCGCUUGUUAUUAUUAUGUACAGGAUGGUUCGAUUUUUUUUUUUUUAUUGUGAUCCAUAUUUUUAUCAACAAAGAUUUCGAGUAAAAUUGAUUCCGGGAUUUUUUUUUUUUUCCGGUCGUUAAAGAAUCGUUUAACGGUCGCGUUUACCCGAUUUUCAAACGUUUCACCAUUAUUUCGUACACCGUAAACUCAUACGCGACUUCGAAUUUUCGAAACCUUUCCGUUUCAUAUCUGCAGAUCCGAAAGAGCGAAUAAUUUUCAUAUGCGUAUAAUCACUAUAAUAAAGAGUUGUACGAUAUGUUGGAACUAGCACCAGUAACAAGUUUUAUUGUGGGGCAAAGAAUACAAUAGUUAGGUCACAGAAUUAAAAAGAGGAGAUAACGAAACAGAGAAGCUUUGGAAUGUAAAUCACAAGGAAUGAGACUUAAAGGAAGACCUAUUAAAAGAUGGAUCGACGUGGUGGAGGAUUAAAAAAACCUAGGAAUUUAGGACUGGAGAGAGGCAGCUCAAGACAGAGACAGAUGAUGUAGCGUAGUAAUGGUGGCAAAAACUCUUAAAGAGGUAGGUAUGCCAGAAGAAGAAAUAUAAACACUAUGGAAUAGGUUUUACAAUUUGUGCGUUAUAGUUUAGAACAUUUUAAAAUUUAGACCGUUAGGGAUAGGACCCACCCCUACUCUUCCGCGGUUAAUAGGUACGUCUUAAAUACAGUUGGUAAAUAUGAUAUUAGUGUUAUGCUUAUCAACAAGUAUUGGAAAAAUGUUUUUUUUUUCAAAGCUAUGUUUAAAAAAGAGGAGAGGCGGGGGAUUGUCGUUUGAAAAGUCAAAAGUCAAUACUCGUUCAAAAAAAGAGUAAUAUCAUGGAAAUUUGAAAUCAGUAUUAGAAUAAAGCCUAUAAAUAAACAAUAGUCGAUAGUUUAAUGAUUGAAAAAUCACCUCUAAUAUAGCCUGCAUUCGGUACGUGAAGAUAACAUAUAUAGGUAUACCAAGUGAUGCCGUGAUUUCAAUUGUAGAAUAAUAUUAUUAUAACUCUAUCGAUGGAAAUAAAUUGCCCAUAAAACUACGGGUCUUCGGUGGUUUUUUUUUUUUAAUUUAAUUUUUUUUUUUUUUUAUUAUUAUUAUUAUUUAUUAACCGCUCGCGGAACGCUCAGUUUUACAGUAUUCUAUAGAGAUAUUAUUAUUAUUAUUAUUAAUAUACAAGCCUCUCUUUGAACGUGUAUACUGGCCCCGGAGGCUGCGGCACGUAUAGAUAUUAAUUUUCGAUGAGCACGUACACGCUAUACAAUAUUAUAAUAUAUACGUAUGCGCCGAAAAACCAAUAGUAACAUAAUCGUAUACGGUAUUCCGCUGGUACUACAAUAAUUAUUAAUAGGGAUAUCAUCAUCGUUCAUAAAAAAAAAUAAUAAUAUGAUGAUGAUGAUGAACUCUUCGAAACCUAUAUGACGCGAAAGUUAGUAUAGGUAGUAUCCAUCUAUGUAGGUAGGUACGUUGAUUAAAAUCGAAAAAAAAAAAAUCAAAAUAUCGUCAAUAUAUUUUUAUUAUCGAACGAUGUUACCUCACCACAGUUGCUUAACCACAGUUAAUACCGAAAUCGAUAAAAUAUAUAUUUUUUUUCUUUUUUUUUUUUCUAAAGCCGACAUAAUUCGCAUCACCAUGGGGGGCAACUGUUUUUGUGUGUGGGAAGUUGGUAAAAUUAUAAUAUGAUAUUAUAUAGUAGCCGUAGUUUUAUAAUUAACGUCUGCAAUGCGCAACGAUAAACGAUUCUGAGCAAAGUUCGAUUAAACACAUUUCGAUAAAUUCGUAUUAAAAUAUCUAUUCAAAUUUGUUAUCUUCUAUACAAAAUUAAUGACUAUUUUCCGUGUUUUUAACGAAUUUAUAAACAUAAAUAUUCAAACUUGAGACGCUGAUCAAAAUAAAUUACAAUGUUAUUUUUGUUAAAAAAUAAAAUACAAUUUCAGCAUAUUUUGAAAAUUAUACUACAUUUAUAAAGUUUUAUAAUACAAUACUGUGGAAAUGUCAAGCCCCCGUACAAUUAUUAUUCUUUACCGAAUUCGGCACUACGAAAAAACAUAAUCGAAAUUUACCGAAACCGAAAGUGCGUACAUGACAUACAUGAACAAUAAAAAAAUGAUCUUCCCAAUGCGUCAAUUAGACACAAUUUGUCUACCUAAAACAACCCCUGAAAAGUUUAUCGUAACGAGAUUUCUGGUCGGAAACUUGUGUAUAUACGAAAAAAAAAUGUACGCAUAUAGUAAAACUAAAGGGCAUAAUAUUUCGAUACGCUGCACAGAAUUAAAAAUAUAUUAUUAAUUUGUACUUUUAUGUUAUUAUUACAGUUCCACACAAAGAAAAAUUCCCGUUAGUAGUGGAAGGAGAAUUUCAGAUUACGAAUAUUCCGUACACGAUAGGCUUUGUAAAUAGAAAUUCUUCAGAAUUUUUAGCUCUCAGCGCCAAUAUCACGAUUCAGGUAAAUAGCACCAAAAUAUAUUAAGUUUUAAUGUACAUUUUUUUUUUUUUAAAUAAAAUUAUUAUCAAGUUUAUACAUUGAGAGCAUGGUACACAUGCAUUUGUUGUUUCUGUCUUACAAACACAUAGUAUACACGUAGUAUUUGCGUUUUUUCAAAAAGUUUUAGCGAACUAAAAAAACGUUGAAAAAGUCGUUAUUAAUAAACGGUAAAUUGACUGUUAUGUCCGGAUAAAAUGGAAAAAACGCAACGUCUUGCCCUACGAAAUAUUGUUUUAUUUUGAUUUUAUAAUAAGUGUUUUUACUGUAAAACCAAAACUAAGCGAGUUCUGUGUAAUCUGCGUAUGAAUGUUUCAACUAUAUCGUGCGAUUGUAAGAUGGAAACAACAAAUAUAUGUGUACUGCCCUCUUAAAUUGUAUAAGCUAUUGUAUAUUUAAUUUAUGUGCGUCGUUUACAUAAUUAUAGUUGGACGACACGUUCAAAAACAGCGAAUUAUCGCCGUGGUACGACGGCUGCGAAGUGACCGACUUGAGUCCCGGUCAGGCGAAAGGUGUCCAAGUACAGUGCGAGAUCAAAUUCUCGCAGGAACCCGAGUCGGCGAUCGGCAUCGGACAGAUCGGUAUCGCGUUUCUCAAAACCCUUCGCAUACAACACGGACACACUUGGCUUGGCAACUAUAGCGUGGACGUACAGUCGAUCGGAUUCCAGAGUAAAUGCUUAUUUACUUACCUAUCAUUCUGUAUACGUAUAUUAUAUGGCGUAGGCAGUAGCGUGCCCAGAGGGAGAGGAGAUUAGAGGUUAUAUCCUCCCCAUUGGCUUAAAAAUAUAAUAAAAUAUGAGUAACCUUAUAUCGAAACCUAUACAUUUCGGCCGAAUUCCGAGAGAAAGCUUGAUGUAUUGAUUAGAAAUUGGCUUUUUUUUAGGAUCCGACUUUUAAAUUACCAAUUCCCAUAGUCGAGUUGGGUAGAGAAGACGAUUUUACUCUUUUUUCACGAUUUUUAUUUGUUACAUUCCCUCCCAUUGGAAAUUCUUAGGCACGUCACUGGGCAUAGCCAUCAUGUAGUCAAAUCGGACAUUUUACUAAAUACCUAUAGGCAAAAUAGUCAAAGAAUUUAAGUUGUAUGCGAUUUUACUAUUCUCUAAGGCGUUUAACUAAAUGCCUAUUUCAAGUCGAGCGAAUAAUACAAAUGAAAGGUUUAUAAUAUAUUAUUUUGAAAAUUAAACUCUGUAAGCAUAGCUUGUAUAAUCUAUGUUUAAAAUUAGAAUAAUUUUGGUUUAAAAAAUAUACUUACGCAGUUAAAGUUUGUAACUGUAAUAUAGCUUUUUAUAUUAGUAAUAUACACGAAAUGAAAAAUAGUUCAUAUAUAACUACGUAUUUUACAUAAUUUUAAAUAGAAUAGCAAUAAAUAAAUAAAUAAAUAAUUAGAAAUGAUAGUUUAAUUUUUAAAAUAAUAUAAAAAUGUUUCAUUUGCCCGACUUGAAAUAGGCAUUUUGUUAAACGUCUAGACAUGCGAAUAGUAAAAUUGCAUGCAAAUUAAAUUCUUUGAUUAUGAGUAUUUGCUUAGACAUUUAGUAAAAUGUCUGAUUUGUCUGUAUGCCUAUGGCUUAUUUUAUGUAUUGCCAGUGGCGUAACCCCAAUUCAAAAUCCUGGCUACUGCCACUUGAAUACGAUUUCAAUUCUAAUAAUAUUGGCGUGUUCGAUAAAACAGUGAGUGGCGAAUUGGGAGUAUGGACAGAUUGGUCCGAGUGGAGCGGCUGCGAAGAUCCCGGAGACUACGUGGCCACGAGGACGAGAAAAUGUUUGACUCGCGACACCCGAGAACCGACCAGUGUGGACCGGUGUCUGCUCAUACCGGGUAACAAGAGCGACUUGGACCUGAUGCCCUGUCGGAUAUAUCUGUCACAAAACUCUGACCUCGACGAAUAUUUCACGGUUCCGCCUCCGAUAUCCACGUCCACCGCCAAAGAAGUAAUCGAACAGACUCCGGCCAACAAAGCUGCAGAAAAUGGUAACGAAAAAUACUACCGCAAAAAAUAUAAUACGAACUUACUAAUUAAAUGAUUUCAUACAAAUUUUUUUUAAUCUCUUGCAGUAGGCGUAGGUAAUGACUAAUAAUUAUUAUUGGAAAUCAAUAUUCAUGAUUCAUGUCGCGCAUAUUGACAAAAAAAAAAAAACGUAGGUGUUAAUUUUUAAAAAAACAAUUUUAUUUUUCAUCAUUUAAUUGCGUUUUACUAAAAUCCGUUUCAUUAUGUGUUUUGCCUCUAUUUAUUUUGUUCUGGUUACAUAAACCAAUAUAUUAUAAUAUUUAGUGUGUUCGUGUAUUUACAUUUUUUUCGUUUUUAAAAUAUUUAAGUCUAUUAUGUCAUAGGAUAUAAACGUGUAAUAAUUUAUACAGCGACAAAUUGAUUUAUUUAAUUUUUAAUUUUUCUGGGCCUUAUGUUAUUUCGCUCACUAAGUCUACAAUUGAAUUGAAUUUUAAAUAGAAUGUAAAUUUAUUUCGAUUUGUCUAUGGACAAUAAUGAAAAGUUUCUAUUAUUCUACCAAUUUUAUGAUUUCACUCUAAUUGACAUGUAAACUUUAGUAAUAAAUAAAAAAUUGUAUAUGAUUUCAGUUGAAGACAAUUGGAUUUGUGACGAAUGUAAGGAAGACGAAGUAUGUUUGGCUGAUCGCGACGAAGGAAUUCUGCAGUGUUUACCGAGUUUAGACACAAAAGAUUUAACCGGAUGCGGCGGUCGUUGUGGUAUAAACACUCAAUACUGUCAAAAUAUACACAGAAACGCGUAUACGUAAGUCAUUGUUUAACUUUUAGAAACAUAAUUGUUUCGACUAUGAAUGAUUUUAUAAUAAUAUGGAAAAACAGUACAUUUUUUGAAUUCCUACAUUCCAUCAGAAAUUCCAUUAAAAUUCGUUAUUCGGUAGUUGCUACUUAAUUACUAUUAUUAUAGAAAAUUAAUUGGAAUAUAAAAUACUAAAUUAAACUGGUUUUCGGGUUAAGAUGCAGAUGCUAUACGCGACUGUGAAUUCACUCAAAUGCAGUAGGUAGGUAAUCAUUUUCCAAACUGGUUUUUCGAAAUAGGCGUAUAACCGAUAUUAUUUCACGAGACAAUAGGUAGCCAAUAUUAAAUAAACAUUUUUUUUUUUAAAUUUUUUUUUCAAAUUUAUCUGCAGUUAUUUAUAAUAUUUUAUAAUAAUAUAGUUAUGGGCACAUGUACAUGUUUUAUAAAUAUGUUGUACCUACUUAGUUAUCCUGUAGGCCUAAAUCACAUUUAAAUAUUUUUCCAUUUACAAUUUAAUUCUAGUACAGUCGUACCUCUAAUGUUUAGAUAUUGUUUAUUUAUUUAAUAUUGAAAAUUCAAUUUGUCUAUUUUUUUUCAAGCCGUGUAAACUGGUUUAAAUGUCAUCUAUUGUUUGCUCCUUACUCGAUGCUAACUUCUAACCAUAAGGUUUUUUUCUUAUGUAAUUUGAUAGUUUUUAUUUUUUACUAAAUAAUAAAUCCAUGAUAUUUGAGUAACUACCUAUUUAAAUCUAUUUAUUACAUACUUGGAUUUUUGUGCUAAAAAUGAAAGGUGGACCUAUCUUAAAUAAUUUUGAAUUAUUUGUAAUAAUAAAUGAUUUAUUAUUUUAGUUGUGUGGAUACAUCAUCAUGUUCUAAAAACGAGUUUGAAUGUGGAAACCGUAUGUGUGUGUCAGAUAAGGCGAAAUGCAAUGGUAUCUAUGAUUGUUUAGAUCAGUCAGACGAGAGAGAUUGUCGUAAGUAUAAUACAUAAUAUUUUCAUAAUUAAAAAAAACUAUAAAUAUAAAUAUUAAUUAUUUACCAUAAUAAUACAUUUCAUAAUUUUAGCAUGUGAUCUUGAGACACAUUUCAAAUGCGGUACCCAGUGUUUACCUAAAACAAAAAUAUGUGAUGGCGUACCUGAUUGUUGGAAUGGCCACGACGAACUGAAUUGCACUCGUGAGUGAAUAUUUUAAGUUUUCACAAAUUAUUAAUCUCCACAGUUAUAAACAUUAAUUCAGCCACAAUAGAAAAAAAAUAUAUUAUACGAGCAAAAAAAAAAUUUAGAUUGUGAAGCCGGUAAAUUUGCUUGUAAUUCAAAUGAUCAGUGUGUAAGGUCCGAUCGUUUUUGUGAUGCAUACGCAGACUGUGCAGACAAGUCUGAUGAACCGUUAGGAUGUGAACGGCCUUGCAGAAGUAAUGAGAAAGCUUGCAGGUAGAUAUUGCAUCAACGGAAUGAUUUUCCACACAAGUUUCUUUGAUUUUUUUUGAGCACCUGAUUAUUUAUUUUAGAAUUUUCAAAUGAAUGCGCAGUUUUUUAGCAUGUACAAGUAUGAACUGUAAUCAUAUUACAGUUCGAAUUAGUUCAUUACUGCUAUUGAUUUGUAAUCCAUAUGUUUAGCUUAUGUUGUGAUUUUCUCAAGUCUAUAUAAUUACAAUAAUAUAUUUUCAUAUUUUAAAAUUUUAUAACACUAGUUAAAAUAAUAUUUUCAUAUCUAUUGUUUUAAUAUGCCUACAGUAGAAUGUUUAGCUAUUUAUAUAACAUAUUAAUUUAAAAAAUUAAAAAUUAAAUGUAUACAUAGUGUACUUAUGUUUUAUUUUAACUAUAUUUUGUUUUAAAACUUCUAAUAAUUGGUAUUAUAUUGUUUUGACUUUUGACUUGAAAGUAUAUUUUAACAAAAACGUUUUUAUUCAGUCUUACUUCUACAAGAAUAAGUUUGUAGUAGACUUUUGUAUAUGCUAUUAUAACAUUAUUUCUCUGAUCAGGGAAAUAUUAUGAGUGCUUGGCCACCUUUAAAUUAGUUAUUUAUUUUAAUUUUAGUACCUACCUACUAUCUACUUAGAGAAGUUAUUUUUAAUUCUGAAGGGUACUUUACAAAAUAAGGCUCAUAUUUAAUAAAAUCAUGUGACUCUCCAAAAUAAAUUCUAACUACACAAUUGAAAUAAAUGCAAUUAUUUGUAUUAUUGUAGAUAGAAACCCAUUACCAUGGAUAUCAUAAUUUUGCUUUUAAUUUUGUGCACGAUUUGUACGCAUGUUUGCAGAUACCUAACUUAUUAGUGUUGAAUGAGAAGAUAGUUAACUAACAUUAUUUUGAGUGCAAUAUGUAUUGUACAAUAUGUAAUCCAUCCUUUUUGAUUAUAUUGCCAAAUCAUAAACACCCUGCAGACUUAUCCCUGAAAAUACUUAACAACUCCCUUGCAUUAUUUAUUUAUAUAACUACAAAAAAGACUACCUACCUAUAUUCUGCACAAUGUAAAUCUUACCAAUAUAAAAUAGGUUUUUGUUUUAAUUUUGUAUACCUAUUCUACUAACUGUAAAAAUUAAUUGAUUUUUAAAAAAAUUAAAAUAUAACAAAAUUUUAUUAAGUAAAAAAAUACAAUUUUUUUUUUUAGAAAUGGCCGGUGUGUAAAAAUCAAUAAACUUUGUGAUGAAAUCGAAGACUGCGGAAAUGAAUUUAACAAUAAAACUAAUAAUUGUUAGUUAAUAAAAAAAUGAUGUAUAUUGAAAUGUUUUAUUAUAUAUUAUAUUGUAUUGUAUUUGUUGUAAUGUUAUAUGUUCUAUAUUAGUAUAUUUAUUAAAUAAUAAUAAAAAAAAAAUAUUUUAAAAAUGUGUGAAAUUAUUUUUUUUAAUCAACAUUAAUUUAUUAUAAUAUAUUACUUUACACACAUUAUUUUAAAAUUUAAAAUUGUAUUAAUAAUUUCAAUUUAAUCAUUAUUUUUAGUGUAAAUAUGUCAAAUAGGAAGUAUUUGUAUUAUGAAUGGAUAAUAUUGUGUUUGAAAAUAUUCAAUAUUUAAAAUGUAACAGCCUAACAAAUAAAAUAUUAUCUAAUCGUAUAAAAACUAUGACAAACAAUUAUUGUACCUACUAAAAGACUGUGAAUGUUAAAUGUAAAAAUACUGUUUAAUUUGUAAGAAAUGUAACUUUAUUUUCAAUUAUUUGAAUAAGUAUAUGC
Cinara cedri is the source of this 20860-nucleotide messenger RNA. The record is from the annotation of a GenBank genome assembly. NCBI's taxonomy places the organism in Eukaryota, Metazoa, Arthropoda, Insecta, Hemiptera, Aphididae.